Messenger RNA from Girardinichthys multiradiatus, 2598 nucleotides. Its product is annotated as chemerin-like receptor 1. Gene Ontology annotation, cellular component: plasma membrane. Gene Ontology annotation, molecular function: complement receptor activity; G protein-coupled receptor activity. Gene Ontology annotation, biological process: complement receptor mediated signaling pathway; inflammatory response; positive regulation of cytosolic calcium ion concentration. The annotation marks the transcript as partial. Lineage: Eukaryota; Metazoa; Chordata; Actinopteri; Cyprinodontiformes; Goodeidae. The record is from RefSeq and is a predicted model, not a curated record. The transcript has a single exon.
UUAGAUAAUUGGGAAGCUGUUCUCUUCCAGCAUUCUAGUAAAUGCUUAUCAAACCAUUUCUAUUUUUACUCAUCAGAUAAUGGAACUACAACUUCAGUUCAACCAUCAGGAGUGGAUGUGGCUCUCAAGCACAUACAAACAUUUUCAUUGGUCAUCUACUGUGCAAUAAUUGUGUUUGGGACUGUAGGUAAUGGUCUGGUCAUCUACGUGACAGGCUUCAAGAUGAAGAAAACUGUCAACUCGGUGUGGUUUCUCAACCUGGCUCUGGCGGACUUCCUCUUCACGGCUUUCCUGAUUUUUUCAGCAGUCUCUCUCUCCCAGGAGCUACACUGGCCCUUUGGAAAGUUCAUGUGUAAACUCAACAACUUUGUGAGUUUAGUUAACAUGUUUGCCAGCGUCUUUUUUCUGACAGCCAUAAGUGCUGAUCGUUGUUUGUCCAUCUGGGUGGUGGUGUGGGCACAAAACAAGCGCACUGUCCGUAAAGCUCAGAUCAUGUGUGCUGUAAUCUGGUUGGCUGCAGGGAUCUUCAGCACACCUUAUGCUAUCUUUCGUACUGUGUACACUGAUUACACAAAUAAGACCUUCUGCACGUACCAUUUAACCACAACAAAAGAACAAAUAUUGACUUUGUACACAAUCCGCUUUCUUGUGGGCUUCCUCAUCCCAUUCCUGGCAAUACUUUUCUCAUAUGUGGCCAUAGGGAUCCGUGCUAGGCGUCUUCAGAGGACGAGACAACGGAGAUCCCAACGGAUCAUUUUCUCCAUCAUUUUUGCAUUCUUCAUCUGCUGGUUGCCCUUUCAUGUUUUGAGUUUCAUAGAAACAAAGGUCAAUGAUCACCAAUAUCUCCGGAGCAUUGUUCAGAUUGGAGGUUCUCUAACUGUAAGUCUUGCCUUCAUGAACAGCUGCCUGAACCCCAUUCUGUAUGUUUUCAUGUGUGACGAGUUCCAGAAGAAGCUGAAGCAGUCCAUAUGGUUGGUUCUAGAAAAUGCCUUAGCAGAGGACCCCUUGUCAUUUGUCCCAUCGUCUCGCUCCUUAUCGUCAUGGAUUCCGAGAAAGUCUGUUUCUGUUGCCUUUGCUGAGGGGAAAGAAGCUGAGACAUCAAUGAGCUUAACAGAAACAAAACUGACCUGCAAGGAGAGGUCAAUGAGCACUGAGGAAAACAGCCACAAACUGACUGAAAGUGUGGACUUAUAUGAAUCGCAAUGAAGUGCUCUAAACAAAGCUUGAAUUUGGACAAUAGUGUUAAUAUGUGCAGAGAAAUUAAAAGAUCUUUUUCAAUGAUUGCUUUACUUUUUUGGUUUAUGAAAUUGACAGGUGUUUUUGUAUGUGGUUACAGAGACAUUCUGAGCUAUACAGCAGGAAGUCUGAUAAAAUCACAGACCCUCUAUUUUUCACAUUUCAUCAGCAAAUGGAACUGAAACCUUAUGUGGUUUUCCUUCAGCAAUACAUUGUGCAUACAUUAAGCUUUUAAAUGGUUUUAAAAACUGUAAAAAUAGUGGAAAAUGACUUGUUUACUUCAGAACAGAUUGGACUUUUUUCACUUUUGGCUCUUUUUUCAUGUAUCUGCAUGUUUAACAAAGCUCGCAUUUUGUUGUUUAUCUACUGCAUCGAUAACAAUGUGAAAAUAAAUUUUAUGACAACAUUGAUGGAUUUUCCGGCAAUAAAAAUAUGCUGAAAAAACACUCUUGUCAUGGCAUUAAUGUUUUAUCUUACAGAAUAUAACAACAGCAAAUAAAUAAUACUCAAAAGCAGCUUGAGCAGUUAAUGGCAGAAAGUUGUGAAAGCAUCUUUGUGGUUAUCUGAAUCACAACACUCGUACUGCAGCUCUUCUUUGUAGCCAUUAGAUUCCAUAACCAUGGUAAUAAAGCACCAGCUUAACUCAAUGUUUUAGACAAUUAUGGAGAGUAAAUUCUCUAUAACACUAUGAAUUUCAUACUUCAUAUCAUGAAACAAGACAAGUCAAGAGAAAAUUUAAGUAAAUAUGGUCUGUGGUGAUGUCCAGCUCCCUGUAGGAAAUUGUUACACAUUACGACAGAAGUAGAACUGAUGUGAAAAUGCAAACUGCAGGGAUAUUCUAAACCAAAUUUUAAAUAAAACUGUGAAAUUAAUAUUGGCUAUCUGCUGAAAGUGUCAAGUCUCUCAUAAUAUACUUUUGAAUUAAAAUUGAAUAUGCAUUAGUGUUAUUUUUAGUUGUAGUAGAAGUAGUAGUUAUAGUACAAGUAUAAUACAAUCUACAAUACAUAGCGGGUCAAACUAAGGUCUGAAAAACUGCAUAAGUAAUGAAAAACUGCAAUUCAUCCCAUUUGUGUCAGGUUAUGGCAUCAAUUUAAACAAACAACUUCAUGUCAUUACAGUUUAACUUCAAAUUGAUGUGCUUUAAUACUUAAAUGUAGAUUAUAGUUCCGUUUGCUCAUUGUCAUAAUAUGAAAUCAGCUGCUGCACAUCAUAAAGUUAGUUUUGGUAAAUCAAGUCAAUCUCAAGUAUUUAUUUCUAAAACAAAUUGAUAAUUAUGGCAUAUACAGGUCCUUCUCAAAACAGGAAUGUUUUGCAGGUGUUUAGAGUUAACUCGUUGAUUCAGAUGAUUAGGUUCAUAGCUUG